Molecule: messenger RNA, 973 nt
Organism: Rubroshorea leprosula
Lineage: Eukaryota; Viridiplantae; Streptophyta; Magnoliopsida; Malvales; Dipterocarpaceae
Source: the annotation of a GenBank genome assembly
UAUUUAAAAAGUGGUUGUGAGACUCUGCCUUUAGAAAAAAAUAAAAGUAAAAAUAAAAAGUAAUCAAAGGAACUAGCAUAAGUUACAUCUCCUGUUCCCAUCCUUGCUCAGAAACACCGGAAUAGCUCCAGCAUGGGCCGACACUUGCUCAGAAACACCACUUUCGUCCUCCCAUUCCCAUCCUUCUUCCCCUUUUUCACUGCCAAUUUCACUACCAAAAGAUGAACUUGCAGCCUGAACACUUCCCUCGCCUACCAUUUCUCCGAAAACUUGCACGGCAACCUAGCCACUAUCAAGUCCAUACUGCCAUACAUUUCCAAGUCCGGCAUUGGUAUCUCAGGGCACGCCGUGCCGUCAAUUUCGUCCUCCUCGUCGAUCCACUCCGGGAACAAAUCUGGCCAUUCGAAAAGCUCCGAAACUCCCUCGAAACCAAUGGGAAUUGUUUCUCCAUGCUUUUCCCAUUCACUCACUCUUCAUCCAAAUUCACCAUCCCAAUAUUCAUUCCACUCCCAAUUUCUUCAUAAACUCCGGUACCUCUACCUUACUCCCAUUCAUCCUCUUUCUCUGCUUCUCUGUUUUCUCCAGAAUUGCCUUCAUCGUCACCCCUGUUUCCACCUACAAACAAUCAAAUUUAAUUUAACCCAAAAUGUAAAAACCAAAAGACAAAUGCUAUCCACACGAGUAGAAAUACAAUGAGUUAUGGCCAAAAAACAAAUGAUCUCCCUCUUCCAUCGACAACCAGAUCCAAGUCUCCCUCCACUCAGCCCCUAGGUCUCUUUUCCAUCACCUCCAGAUCUCUGUGUCAGACAUUCCUCCCUCAUCCCCUUCGAUAAUUAGACUAACCGGGGCUUCAUCGCCGUCAGAGUGGGAGAAAAUGCAGGGUUCGAAAUUUAAAUCCAUGGGUUUAGGUAUGAAUUUCAAAUACACGGUUUUUAAGUCUUUCAAAUACACCAAUUAAAAUACAUGUAUUUCC